AUCGAAGUUGCAGGCAAUGUUUUUCCCGCUACCAUAUUCAACCAACGUGUUUGUGUAUAUAUUUAUGAUGUAAAUUUGUAUAUAGACAGUUGUUUUCCCCAAGUGAACUGAAGUUUCUACCAUUAUUUAUGUAAAGACCUUAUUUUCAAUACCUAAGACAUCAUUUAAGAAAAUAAGUUAAUUGACUUAAAAAAAAUAUGUGGAACGUUCUAAAUUUGAAAUGUCCUACAGAGGAUCUUUGUCAAUAUAAUUCAUUGGAAGGAGCGGUUUUGCAAGAAUUGCCAAGACUAGUGAGCUUGUUAACAACAUCUGCUGAAGUGCUCACUCAAGAUCAUCCCAUUUGGGCAGAAAUAAAAGUUUUUCGGAAUGUUCAAGAGAAAUAUAAAAGAAUUUUACAUUGUGACAAAUGUUUGCAAUUACUUCAGAGAGUAGGGAUUUGUCUUCGAAAAAUGGUUUUGCUGAAUCUUUCUAAAGCUUAUUUAGACCUUGCUGAGAAAUUUUUAGCUGGCCUUCAAAGUCAGAGUUCACCAAUACAAUUGCCUUCUUGUCAACAACUUGAAUUUGUCUUACUUCGAACUCAGUCAGCUGCAAAGUUAAUAUGUGAAGCGCUGCACUAUUCCAGAGAAACAUUCUGUUAUCUUAUUCAGAGAUUAAGAGUAGGACAUUUGAUUUUAAAUUUGAUGAUGGCAACAUCUGUUACUGCAAGAGUAAAUAUAUUGUUCAGAGGUCUCCUCGUUCAAAUAUUUGAUAUCUACAAUAAGCUUUACAUUUGGCGUGGUAAGCUUAAAAAAGGAACUGUGGAAUGGCCCAAACCUCUUGAAUUGCCUAAAGACUUGGAGGCUUGGUUGAAUCCAGAAGCAGCCGAAUUACUCAAACCAAAACAGAUACCAAAAACCGAACUUGCUUUUUUAUCUCAGUUCUUUGAGAAAAAAGAAAAUGGUGCAAAAUCAGCUGAAGUUUCUGAUAAUAUGAAUGACGAUGAAUGUGUUAUUGUAGAAGAAACAAGUCAAUUACAAUUAGAAGAUGAUGUGGGAGAAGUUAUUCCAAGACCAAAGAAGCAUAAAAAAGAGCUAAAAAAAGGAUUCACAAAAGCACAAACUCUGCUGCUUGAAAAAAUAAGAAAUGCAGGGAGCCUAAAAAAAUUAAAGAAUAUUUGGAAUAACCUUGAUGUUGGUUCACAAGUUAUGUUGAGAAAAGUCCUUACACCAUACAAAAUAAAAGCAAUAGAUGGAAUAUUUCACAUAGCAAAAAGUAAACUUCAAAAAAUCAAACAAUCCGAUGUAUCAGACGAUGUCAAAAAAGAACAAAAAGAUGCUGUUAUACAGUCAACAGGAAUUAAGCUUGCCAAACAUUUAGGAUUGAUAAAGACUGAACCUGAAACAUCUACAGAUGCAGCAAGUAGUUCAGUGUUACCUGUUAACAAAUUAAAGCCAGCAAAAAGUUUAAAAGAAUUUAGAAUACUUUAUGAGACAUUAUAUGAGAUGUUGCUUUCUACACAACAGUAUGAAAAGUGUGAUAAACUACAAAAGAAAUUUAAAAGAAGAAGAUCCGAUAUAAAGCAAUUGAGUCAGAAUAAUGAAAAACAACUUGCUAAGGAGUUGUUAAUUUGUACAUCUAAAGAAUUCUUGAUCAGGUUUAAAAGCUAGAACUAGACUAAAUCUUCCUAAUUAAAAAUUUUUAAAAAUCCAUUUGCAUUUUUUUUUUUAUUGAAGUAUUAUUAUUAAUUUGUUAAAAUAAUUUUCUUAGUAAUUUUUCCACUCCAUUGCCAGCUUUUCUUUUUUGAUUUUUUUUAAAGAAUGUUUUUAUAUUGAGUGAUAAAAAAAUUCUUUCACAGUUUUGAUUUUGGAAUUUUUGAAAGUGAAACUUUGGAAAGUUUGAAAGGGAAAUAUUUUUGCUAAUCCUGACGGGUGCAGUGAAAGAACAUCUCCUGAUGGAAUGAAGCGAAAAAAUUGUAAAGUACACAAGUAAAGGAUGAUAAAUAAUUUUAAAGUGUGUUUAUUUUUAAAUGAUUUUAGCAAGAAAGUUUUGUAUUUGUUAUCUGUUUCAAAUUAAAGUUCAAAAUUUAUACAAAA
Messenger RNA from Argiope bruennichi, 2072 nucleotides. RefSeq lists its product as uncharacterized. The record is from RefSeq and is a predicted model, not a curated record. Bases 198 to 1646 code for a protein of 482 amino acids. Gene Ontology annotation, cellular component: nucleus. The transcript has 11 exons. NCBI's taxonomy places the organism in Eukaryota, Metazoa, Arthropoda, Arachnida, Araneae, Araneidae. Gene Ontology annotation, biological process: positive regulation of Notch signaling pathway.